This is a messenger RNA of Suillus paluster, 954 nucleotides long. RefSeq lists its product as uncharacterized. NCBI's taxonomy places the organism in Eukaryota, Fungi, Basidiomycota, Agaricomycetes, Boletales, Suillaceae. Bases 113 to 901 code for a protein of 262 amino acids. The record is from RefSeq and is a predicted model, not a curated record. The transcript is spliced from 4 exons.
AUUGAAGAUUUGCACAACUGGAUAAUUGAUUGGAAGGGCCACGUGUUGUCAGGCCUCAGUCCUCUAUUCAGAAGAGAAAAAGCGGUCUCUUGGUUCGGGAAAGGCUGCGCGGAUGCUUAGCGGGAGCACUGCGUCCACUUCACCCAGCACCGUCGACAGUCUACUCCAGGGCUCCACACGCUCCACAAUGUCUUCCUUGACCUCCCAUGGCUCCAUGCCGCAACCUCAAUCUAGACAAAUGCACAGCAAACUUCAACCCCUCAGUGAGGACGAUGUACUUUCGCACUAUGAGAUGAAUCAGACGCAUCCUUCGUUGACAGGCCUGGUUGCACCACAUGUAUCUGCUGGACCCUCCAAUUCACUUCCUCCCCUCCCACACCCGGCACUUGAUCUUAUUCUUAUCGUGUCGCUACCUCCACCGAGUGAUCCCCGCAGCACCACGGCACUUAAGCUCUGCGUCAUCAAGGCAUCGCUGGACCUUAUCCUUGCUGCUCUCAGAACCAAGGAUUGUUUGAGUCUCGUCACCUUUGAAGUGGGACCUGGUGGACAUGUGCGCAAGGUGCCUUAUCUUUGUGUUGGCAAGGCGCUCAGCCGAGGGGAGCUGUCCAAGUUCGUCGAUGAGAUUGGACGUUCGGAUGAGGGGCAAGACGUUGAGUUCUUGGUGAGGGCUUCCAAAGAGGAGAAGACGGACGUUGUGACUGCGGUUAACCAUGUAUCACCAACUUCACCAACGUCGCCGCAACCUUCAAAGGCAUCAUCUUGCACUCACCUCCUACAAAGCCCAGCUCAUCGCCCACAAAGCCAAGAUUUACGUCUGCCGCGCGGUCCCCAUUGGCAAGAAGGUCUCAAAUCUAUGCAAUUCCCUCGGCGUCCCCAUCCCCAUCCGUGUCUUCGGCCCUGACUCCCACAUCACUGAAAUCGUCCCCUCGCCCUUGGUCUAAAAUCCACAACAAG